Molecule: messenger RNA, 1416 nt
Organism: Parnassius apollo (apollo)
Lineage: Eukaryota; Metazoa; Arthropoda; Insecta; Lepidoptera; Papilionidae
Source: the annotation of a GenBank genome assembly
AUGUGCUAUCGAAGUUUAAGUAAUCCAAUAUCCACCUCUGCGAAUAUCCACCCGUUGGCUAAUUUGCUCAAAGAUCUUGCAAGCCAUUGUCAAAACCAGUUUCUUGUAUCACAAAUUGAGGAUAAGAUGCUAGAAUGCAAUUUAGCGGUUCCACCUUUUAAUGGUAAACAAAUGCAAUGUCUGAUAUUUUACGACAUGAGUAGUCAGCUUUGUGAUGCAGUAGGUACUUCAAAAUUAUUGUUGCAAGGCGGUUCAAUAAGUGAACUUCAAAAUAUUGUCAAAGUUGAUUCAAUGUGCAACGAUGCUCAAAAUUGGAAGUUCUCUAACAUUACUGACUUUCCACUUUAUAAAAUGACUGCUGAAAGAGUUUUUGGCGGGCAUGUUCAUUGCCAAAAAGUGUGCGACGUUCCAGAUGUGCUAAGUGACGAUAGUAAUAUAUAUUGUAAAUAUUAUAAAUGGGGCUCUGAUAUAUUAAAAAUUCGAGCAAGUACACCAUCUGAACAAGAUGAAUCUGCAAAUAAUGAGAUUUUAGCUGCAGCUCCUGAUUUAGUAACAAAUACAAACUUAAAAUCUGUAAACCCUUUACUUGCUAAUAAUACUGCCGUAUUAUUAACUACUAAGAGUGUCAAGGGAAACUCAAAUUCUGAAGCUAAGGAUCAAGGUACUUCUGUUGUUAAAACAACAAUAACAAAUAUUAAAGCAGCAAAUGAUGUAGAUGUAGCUAAACUUGAUAAAUCUAUUCAAAGAGCAUCAAUUAGUCAAGCCUCUGGUAUGGAAGAAAAUCUAGAAACAAAUAAAUUGAGUGAGCCUAGUGUAGAAGAAACGCUUAAAUUACAACAAUCAGCAGUUGUUAAGAAACCUGAUACUUCAGUUGUAGCUGUAAAUGAAAACCCAAUACUAGAUGAAGAAGAACAACCUCCUAAAAAAGAGGAUGUAGAAAAAGAGGACCAGCUGUCAAAUAAUCAGUUAAAAGAAGUGAAAGAUCCAGUAAUUGAUGAUAUAGAAGAUGAACAAGAUUCAGAGGAAGAAGAUAAGCAGGAUCUGCAAGAUGAUUCGGAAAUUAAUUUUGGGAAACCAGUAAUUCAAAAAAUGGAAGAAGAUAGAACAAAAGAUACUAUUAAAAUCAACAAUAUUCAAUCCCAAGAUUUUAUCUCAAAAAUGCCUCAAGAUGAAUUUGUAGAAGAAGAUGAUCACUUCUUUUCAUUCUUUUUGACAGCAGUGAUUAUUGUUGUUCUACUUUAUAUUUUGUACCAUAACAAAAGCAAAUUUACUAAAGUGAUCCUUGGGUUAAUAGUCGAAGGACGGCAGCCGGGACGUCGUCGAAACAGUCGCGGCCAUGCGUACCGUCGCCUCGACACGUUAGAGCAGGCGAUGAAUACCAACGCGACAGCGCCGCCUAGCAAAAUUAUUUAUUGA